Messenger RNA from Galeopterus variegatus (Sunda flying lemur), 1737 nucleotides. Its product is annotated as putative protein C3P1. Gene Ontology annotation, molecular function: endopeptidase inhibitor activity. Bases 1 to 1737 code for a protein of 578 amino acids. The record is from RefSeq and is a predicted model, not a curated record. Gene Ontology annotation, cellular component: extracellular region. The transcript has 16 exons. Lineage: Eukaryota; Metazoa; Chordata; Mammalia; Dermoptera; Cynocephalidae.
AUGCCCGUCCGGACCUGGUUCCCCGAGAGUUGGCUCUGGAAGAAGUUUACUCUGCCGAAAAGUGAAUCGGGCAUCUCCCACUACCCCAUCUCUGUGAACGUGCCAGAUUCCAUCACCACGUGGCAAUUUGUAGCUGUCAGCCUCAAGACUGGAAAAGGUCUCUGCAUCUCAGACCCCUUUGAGUUGACAGUUAUGAAAUCCUUCUUUGUGGACCUUAAGUUGCCUUCCUCCGUGGUCAGGAAUGAGCAAAUCCAGAUCCAAGCCGUGCUGUAUAAUUUCAGGGAUCGCCAGGUCAAGGUCCGAGUGGAGUUUCCCCACAAAGAGCCACUGUGCAGCGCAUCGAAGCCGGGGGCCCCAUCCCGCCAGGCUGGGGGUCAGAUACAGCGAAUGUCCCAUAGCAUCCUCCUGAACCCCCAAGGUCAGACCCAGAUGGAGCUGGUGCAAAGACAGGACUUUUUGAACAAGGUGCCUGACACACAGGCUGAAGUGUUUGUCAGCAUCCAAGGUUACACACAGAUGUUGACACACCGGAGUGCAGACGGCACCUAUCACACCUCCAAAGGAAGUCCAGGAAGCACCUGGCUCACGAGCUAUGUGUUUCGGGUCUUCGCCCUGGCCUACCCCACGAUGACAAUCAGCAUGAUCGACCCACCCUCUCUCUGUGCCAUUGCCAACUGGAUCACCCAGAUGCAGGCGGAGGAUGGGCACUUCUUGGAGAAGGGCCCUGUGGUCAUGGGGUCCAUGCAGGGUGGCUACCGGGGCUCCGAGGCGGACAUAUCCCUCACAGCUCUUGUCCUGAUCGCCCUGCAUGAGGGAACGGAGCUGUGCAGCCCGACAAUGCCGAAUUUGAUUACCAGCAUCGAGAGAGCCCGUGGCUUCCUGGAGAGAAAACUCCCCAACAUCCAGACGACCUUUGCCAUAGCCAUAGUCUCCUAUGCACUGGCCCUCGCCAACAGCUCCCAAGCCAAUGACCGCCUGGACAACUUUGCCAGCCGAGGUGGGUGUGUGGUAUGUCUUAACCAACUGUGUGUUAACUACAGUCGCAGGGGAGGGGACAUGAUUUCAAAUCCAGCAAUGUGUAUCUUAUCACUUAGUGUUUAUUGGGCACCUACUGUGUGCCAGCUCUUGAGCUCGACCCUGAGAGACCAAGACAAAACCCACUGGCCAGUGGGUGAACAGUACGUGAACUCCCUGUAUACCAUUGAGGCCACAGCCUAUGCGCUGAUGCAGAAGUUGGAGCUGCGUCGGCACAGUGAGACGCACGCCAUCGCCAAGUGGCUACUGGAGAAGCGGGGGCUGGGAGGAGGCUUCGGGUCCACGCAGACCACGGUGGUGGCCCUAGAAGCUCUGGCCCGCUUCCAGAAAGCUGUCCCGUUCGAGGGCGUCCAGGAUCUCCGCGUCCAGAUAAGUGCCCCCAAGAGAGCCUUGAACGUGGAGUGGCUCAUUGAUCAGAACAACGCCUAUCAGCAGCGGUCAGCAAAGUUCUUUGCCCAGGACGACCUAGAGAUCAAAGCCAGUGGCACUGGGAGAGGUACCAUCUCGCAGAUCCUGACCAUAUACCACAGGUCCCUAGAAUCCUAUGAGGGCACCUGCAACCUGUACCACCUGAAUGUGACUCUCCACAGCAUGCCAGAAGAGAAUAAAAAGGGAGAGGAGACCUUCCAGCUCCGAAUGGAAACGAGGACAGAAGGCUGUACCUUGGCCAACAUGCUCCAUGACCCAAAUGCCCAGUGUUGA